Molecule: messenger RNA, 1326 nt
Organism: Olea europaea var. sylvestris
Lineage: Eukaryota; Viridiplantae; Streptophyta; Magnoliopsida; Lamiales; Oleaceae
Product: F-box/kelch-repeat protein SKIP25-like
Exons: 1
Coding region: 38-1153 (371 amino acids)
Molecular function (GO): protein binding
Source: RefSeq, a predicted model, not a curated record
ACAUAAAGGCCUAUUUGCCAUUGUAGAGUCAAACAAUAUGAAUAUUUCUGCUAAAAAACACUGCAAAUUUUACAAUGAAGAAAAUGACCAGAAAAUGGAGGUAGAAUCUGAGUCUGUUUUACUUCCAGGCUUGCCAAAUCAUCUUGCUCAGCUUUGUUUUUCCACUCUCCAUCCUUCUGUUCUCUACAGAGUGUGCCAUUCAUGGCGACGUUUGAUUUACUCCCCUUCUUUUCCUCCAUUUUUCUCUCUUUACGCGGUUCUUUCGCGUCCAAAUUCUGUAGAGUUCUGCUGUUUUGAUCCUCUUUCGUCCACCUGGAAGGCGCUGCCAAGUCCUCCAUCGGAGCCACCUCUGUGCCUGCUCCGCCGGCAUCCUUCUUUCAUAUCGAGAUCUCUCCCCAUUCAGUCUCUAGCAGUUUCAGGGCGCUUAGUUUUGUUAUCCGCCACCACUCACAAGCUUCUUCCAUCAUUAAGUCACCCAUUACUCUUCGACCCUUUAUCCAGUAACUGGACUUUUGGCCCUCCGCUCUCUAAUCCACGCCGCUGGUGCAUCGCAGGUUCCGCACAUGGUGCGGUAUAUAUAGCAAGUGGCGUUGGUGCACAGUACCAAAGCGAUGUAGCACGGUCUGUCGAAAAAUGGGACAUGAACAAGAAGGAAAUGGACUGGAACUGGGAAAAAAUGGCUUCGCUUAAAGACGGAAGGUUCAGCAGAGAAGCUGUGGAAGCAAUCGGGUACAGAGACAAGCUUUGCAUGGUAAAUAUAAACGGAAAAGCGCCCAAAGACGGGAUUGUUUACGAUUUCUUGACGAAUCAGUGGAAAGAAAUGCCACGGGGAAUGCUUGCCGGAUGGAUCGGCCCGACUGCCGUGGAUGGUGAUUUCAUAUACGUGGUAGAUCAGGAAAAUGGUUCCCUUAGCAAGUAUAAUGCAGAAAAUGAUUCCUGGGAGAAGCUGAUCGAGUUGUCGGAGCAUCUAAAAGGUGCUGAAUAUAUAGCUGCGCGCGGCGGAAGAGUUUGUGCGGUUUGUGCCGGCGGCGGAGAGAUUAUUGUGGUUGACAUUUUAGCGACACCACCAAAGACUUGGGCGGUGACUCCACCGCCUGAAUCGGAAGUUGUAGCUGUUCAUAUACUGCCAAGGAUGACUCAUUUUGAGAACUAAUUCUCAAAGUUUAUUUCCUACAGCCCAGAUUAUAUAAUAUGUGUUGUUAGUUUUGUGAAGAAUGUUGUCUUGACAGUUCAAGAAUAUAUCUAGUGAUCUUAACCAGCUUUUCAUUUCUUGUUUUGAUGAAGAAUGUUCUCUUAAAUUGAACAUUUGCAGUUAAGAGUGUGACU